Plasmodium yoelii is the source of this 1890-nucleotide messenger RNA. RefSeq lists its product as uncharacterized. Gene Ontology annotation, biological process: mRNA splicing, via spliceosome. Bases 1 to 1890 code for a protein of 629 amino acids. Gene Ontology annotation, molecular function: mRNA binding; protein binding. The record is from RefSeq and is a predicted model, not a curated record. The transcript has a single exon. Lineage: Eukaryota; Apicomplexa; Aconoidasida; Haemosporida; Plasmodiidae. Gene Ontology annotation, cellular component: catalytic step 2 spliceosome.
AUGGAUUUAUUGAGAGAGUAUGACGAAAAUGACGAUCUUGAAGUAGAUGAUUCGAAUGAUAAAAACUCAAAUGAGAAAGGAAGUUCAAAUAAUGGUGACAUUAAAACAACGGAUCCUAUAUGUGAUGAAAACAAUACAAGUAUAAAAAAUGAGAAAAAUGAAAAUAGUCAAAUAAUAAAUAUAAGUUCAAUGAAUUUAAUAGAUUGUGCCCCUGAUGUAAAUACCUAUGAUAUGGAAAUAAAAAAUUAUAGAGAAAAAUUUAAGAAUAUGGAAAAAAAAAUUAUGUUUGAUGACCCAGUUUACCAUAGCAUUUUGAGCAAACCACAACAAGGGCCAUGUAUAAAUGGAGACUAUAAUUUCUUAAAAAAUGCAAAUAAAAACCACUUUAAUGGAAAUAUAGAAACAACAUUUGUUAAUAAAAAUAUGUUUGAUUACCAAUAUAAUCAUUUUAAUGUAACAGGUAUUGCUCAAAACCCCGCAUUAAAAAAUUACUACCAAAACAAUUAUCAAAAUUAUAUAAUAGCAAAAAAUCCAAUUAGUUACUCUGAAAACAAUGGACAGUUGCAUGUAAAUAAAAGUAGAAAAAAAAGAGGGAAAAAUGAGGGUAAUGAUUAUUAUUCCCUGGAAAAAUAUAAAGGUCCAUGGGAAUGUAAAGAAAAUAACAAUAACCAAGAAAAAGAGAAAGAAAACGGAGACGAACAAACAUGUGAUAAUAAAAAACCUAAAAAUGCUAAAAAUGAUGACGAUGUAGAUGAGUCUAAAAAAAAUAAUUCCAAAAAAAAUAUAUUUUUAAAAUUGGAACCAUGCGCACUUGAAGAAGCAAUUCAAAAUAAUACAAUAAGCGAACAAAAUACAUUAUAUAAUGAUAAAAUAGUUUCAACAUUACAUAUAAAUUAUGAAAUUGAUGAUUAUUAUAAAAAAUCAUGGUUUGAAUUGCCAUCAGAAUAUAAAGAAAAAGAUUUUAUAAUAGAAGAAAAUUUCCCACCCAAAAAAGAAAUUCAUACAUAUAAGGGGCAUAAAAUGGGAGUUCAAAAAAUUCGCUUUUUCCCAAAAUAUGGGAAUUAUAUUUUAUCUGCUUCCUUAGAUAGUACAUUAAAAUUGUGGGGUUCAUAUAAAUCAAAAAAAUGUGUAAGAACAUACAAAGGACAUUUCAAAGGAGUUAAGGAUGUACUAUUUGAUAAAGAUGGAUCAAAUUUUAUAAGUUGCAGUUAUGAUAAUAAUGUUAUUUACUGGGACACAGAAUAUGGAAAAAUAAAAGGAAUAUAUAGUCAGAAAAAAACACCAUAUUGUUUGUGCUUAAAUAACGAUGAUCCAAAUAUAUUUUUAGUAGGUGGUGCUAAUAAUAAAAUUUGUCAUAUUGAUUUUAGAACAGGUAAUAUAGAAUUAGAAUAUAAUGAGCAUUUACAAGCUAUAAAUACAAUUACUUUAUGUGAAAAUAAUAAAAAACUUGUCAGUACAUCAGAUGAUAAAAAAAUAUUUAUUUGGGAAUACGGGUUACCUGUUGUUGUUAAAUAUAUUUCUGAUGCUUCCAUGUUUUCAAUAACAUCCGUUUCUGUUCAUCCAAGUAACAAAUUUUUUUUAUGUCAAUCGAUGAAUAAUAUAAUAACUGUUUAUGAAGCUACAGGGAAAUUUAGAUUCUUUUCGAAAAAAACAUUCAAAGGACAUAAAAAUAUUGGAUAUUCUAUCAAUGUAUCAUGUAGUAAUGAUGGGAAAUAUGUUAUCAGUGGUGAUAGUAAUGGAGGUUUAUUUAUAUGGAAUUGGAAAAAAAUGUCUAACUUUAAAAAUAUAAAAGCGCAUAGUAAUGUUUGUAUAGACUGUGCAUGGCAUCCUUUUAAAACCUCAACGUUAGCUACAGCUAGCUGGGACUCAACAAUUAAAUUGUGGGAAUAG